Messenger RNA from Adineta ricciae, 894 nucleotides. The record is from the annotation of a GenBank genome assembly. NCBI's taxonomy places the organism in Eukaryota, Metazoa, Rotifera, Eurotatoria, Adinetida, Adinetidae.
AUGUCUAACGAAGGAGUAGCAUCAGCUGGUUCUCAUCCACCUCUCGUAUCACCUCUUCGUCGUUUAUCAAUCUGUCGACAGCUAUCUGACGUUUUAAAAUAUCGUCGAAAAUCCUAUUGUUCGAAUAGUAGCGAUCAUUUGCCAUACAUACCCUCGCCAUCGCCUACAUCAACAACAACAACAAAUUCAGCUUCAUCAACAUUUACAUUUGUUUGGAAUUGCGCUCUCACUGAAGUGGAUUCUCCACCUGGAUCGUCAUCGAAUGAAGACCUACAUAUUCUGCCAGUUCAACAUCAAUUACGAACAAGAAAAAAUGGCCUCUCUGAUGAUCCAAAUGUCAUCAACACAAAGGAAAUUACUGGGUCAAUGGUUGCGGCUUGUUUGCUUAAGCAAAAAAGCGUCAGCUGUGACGAUGUUGCAUUUUUAUCUUCAAGCGGAGAUGAACAGACAAUCUGCGUCAAUGGACCAUCAUCGACUACAUCUGCCGCGAUAUCCUAUCAAUCGAAACAAAAUGACAAGGAACACGGUUUAUCAUCAUGCUCUGGUCUGACUAAUCGAUCAUUAGCAAAGACUUCAGCUGGCAAAGAACGAAAUGACAAACGAAAUUCAACAGGUUCAGCAAUUCUGAUUGCCACUUCAAAGUCCACUUCGACAGCAAACAAACGUUUAUCAAGUCAAUGUAUGGUGCCAGAGAGCGACGAAAGCAUCGUCACGAGCAACAAUUCUAAUUACAAUCAAGAAUUCAAGCCAAUAAAUCCACAACAACAUGUCAAAUCCAACAAAACAAUCCGCUCUGGUCUUUUCACAGGCAGCAUUUUUACCCGAUAUGUUUAUAUAGGAAAUAAGACGAAGAAAAAUAGCGAACUAUCGUUUCCUUAUUAUCCAUUACAUUAG